Molecule: messenger RNA, 2091 nt
Organism: Spea bombifrons (plains spadefoot toad)
Lineage: Eukaryota; Metazoa; Chordata; Amphibia; Anura; Pelobatidae
Gene: ABI2
Product: abl interactor 2
Exons: 12
Coding region: 138-1772 (544 amino acids)
Cellular component (GO): lamellipodium
Molecular function (GO): SH3 domain binding
Source: RefSeq, a predicted model, not a curated record
UAGGGUUGUACGCGGGGGCGCGCGUUGUUCGUAUUCCAUCGCACUGCGCGCGCUCCCGCUUUCUCCUUUCCUCUCCUCUCCUCUCUUCCCUCCGCAGUGUAGCGGGGUUCCUGAGGAGGAGGAUGUGGUGAAAAAAAAUGGCGGAGUUGCAGAUGCUGCUGGAGGAAGAGAUUCCCGGCGGCCGGAGGGCCUUGCUGGAUAGCUAUACCAAUCUUGAGAGAGUGGCUGAUUAUUGCGAGAACAACUACAUCCAGUCUGCAGAUAAGCAGAGAGCCCUAGAAGAAACCAAAGCCUACACAACACAGUCCUUAGCUAGUGUGGCAUAUUUGAUCAACACAUUAGCCAACAAUGUCCUUCAGAUGCUGGAUAUUCAAGCUUCUCAGCUUCGGAGGAUGGAGUCCUCAAUCAAUCAUAUAUCGCAGACGGUGGACAUCCACAAAGAAAAGGUUGCUAGAAGAGAAAUCGGAAUUUUGACAACUAACAAGAAUACUUCUCGAACACACAAGAUAAUUGCACCAGCAAACUUAGAGCGACCAGUGCGUUACAUUCGAAAACCAAUUGACUACACAAUUCUUGAUGACAUUGGGCACGGAGUCAAAUGGUUGCUUAGAUUCAAGGUCAGUACACAGAAUAUGAAGAUGGGAGGGUUGCCGCGUACCACUCCUCCCACGCAGAAGCCACCUAGUCCACCAGUGACUGGCAAAGGAACUCUUGGGCGACACUCACCCUAUCGCACAUUGGAACCUGUGCGUCCCCCUGUGGUACCAAAUGACUAUGUACCAAGCCCCACACGUAACAUGGCUCAGUCACAGCAACAGAGCCCUGUUAGAACAGCUUCAGUCAACCAGAGGAACCGCACAUACAGUAGCAGUGGGAGUAGUGGAGGCAGUCAUCCCAGUAGUCGAAGCAGCAGUCGCGAGAACAGUGGAAGUGGCAGCGUGGGGGUCCCAAUUGCUGUACCUACUCCAUCUCCUCCAAGUGUUUUUCCAGCCCCUGCUGGCUCAGCUGGCACUCCUCCCAUCCCUGUUACCUCCACACCUGCCCCUGUCCCUCAUACUCCUGCUACUGCCCCCUCCUCCUCAACCACCCCAGACGCUGCUGCAGGAGCUCAACCCCCUGCUGAUGGUUUCACCUCUCCAACUCCCCCUGCUGUUUCCUCUACUCCUCCUACAGGUCAUCCUGCUCAAUUCUACAGUAUGAACAGGCCAGUGUCUCGGCAUAACCCACCAACAAUAGGGGGUUCGCUUCCCUAUCGACGCCCCCCAUCGAUGACCUCACAGCCGAGUCUUCAGAACCAGAUAAAUGGAGGACCCUUUUACAGCCAAAAUCCAGUAUCCCAUGCUCCUCCACCUCCUCCCUCCAUCCUGCAAGUAACUCCACAGUUGCCUUUAAUGGGAUUUGUGGCAAGAGUUCAAGAAAACAUUACAGAGACACCACCUCCACCUCCUCCUGCAGAAGAGCCGGUAUUUGACGAAUCUCCUCCUCCCCCACCACCUCCAGAGGAUUAUGAGGAGGAGGAAGCUGCUGUUGUUGAGUACAGUGAUCCAUAUGCUGAGGAAGAUCCUCCUUGGGCCCCACGGACCUAUUUAGAGAAGGUUGUGGCAAUUUACGACUACUCAAAAGAUAAAGAUGAUGAGCUUUCCUUUCAAGAAGGAGCCAUCAUAUACGUCAUUAAGAAGAAUGAUGAUGGGUGGUAUGAGGGAGUUAUGAAUGGGGUGACAGGGCUGUUCCCAGGCAACUAUGUGGAGUCAAUCAUGCACUAUUCUGAAUGAUGACUACAUAAGGAGCAGUGAAAACUUCCUCAACAGGAACCAUUGAGGCUUCCGAGAAUUAUGUGGGCCUUUGAGGGGGCCAAGUGAACAGACUGAAGAGGAUCGAUGUGGUUAAACCUCUUAUUUUUUACCCCCUCUUUUUUCUUACCUUUAAAUGAAAUGAUAAUUUACGUUGUUUGACUAAUGGUGAUCUUCUGAAGUUCAGUGGACUCAAAAUGUGAAAAGGCUGUUUAUUAUCUAUAAUCCCUUUAUCCAGCCCUUCUUCGUACUGCCCUGGGAUCAUGGCUAUUUGACCAAGCAAUUAAAAUUAUUAAAUCUC